UCGUGGGUUCCUCAGUCAGCACACAGUUCAUGCAUUUAAAAUGUUUAACGUUUUCCAACAUUAUAGCAAUUCGGUGACUGAAUCUGCGUUUGUUUGGGGAAAACUAAAAUCAAAAUAGAGUUGGCUGUAAGGUUGUUUACCUCUCAGUAGCUGGGUAAUUUUGGAGGGCAGAUUGCGUUUCUUCUCAGACCAACCCCUAACCCCCUCCUCCCUCACCAGACGCUCAGAUAUACUAGACUACGAAAACUUUGUUGGAUGUUUCAGAAGAAACAUUUCAGGACCAGAUUUUUAUUAUUUUUUAACAAAUGUAUGUACGUUAAGUACGCUCAUUAACCGUGUUUUAUCAGUUUUGCAAAGGAGACCUUUUGUGUCGGUGAAUUAAAACACUAGAAACAUUGUAUCUGAAGGAGCGCACUGGGCGGAGGCAGCGACCUAAGCAUUUUUGGUAUUCAUCUAAACUCCACAGGCACCUCUUUUCCAUUAAUUGGACUUCUGACAGGUGACAUGGAUCUCUCUCUGUUGGUGGCAUUCUGCUCCUGUGUUCCUCCUGCUUUGGGGUCAGGAUUUGGCAGGGAGAUGCCAGGGUCAUCUAUAGGCAGGGACAUGCCAGCAUCGACGAUGGUUGAAAAGGACUAUGACUCUGCAUUUCACUACGAUUAUGAAUCUCUGAGGAUCGGUGGACUGAUCUUCGCUGUGGUACUGUUUGUCAUGGGCAUUGUCCUAAUCGUCAGCCAGAAAUGCCCAUGCAAAUCAAGUCCGAAGUCACGUGUAUACUCGUCAGACGUCAUGAUACCUCAUCAGAAGUGUCCACUUAAUUUGAGGGCUGAAGUGUUUGGACCGCAACCCUUAACAGAGUUCAUUGUAAGGCCUUUAAAGUGUAAUCUCUAGACCAGUAAGAGGAGCUUUUUAGAAUAUUCUUAACCGUUAGACAGAAGCUUCAGUACUCAUUUUGAGUUUUAAUACAUUUCCCCCCUAUGUUUUAGGGUUUAGAUGGCUUGUUUAGGUAUUGUAUACUUUUUAAUCACUGUCCAAGUAGUGAUUUUGCUCUAGUGGUUUACCUGUUUGUUUUCCAUUUUCCUC
This is a messenger RNA of Oncorhynchus nerka (sockeye salmon), 1080 nucleotides long. RefSeq names its product FXYD domain-containing ion transport regulator 6-like. Gene Ontology annotation, molecular function: sodium channel regulator activity. Gene Ontology annotation, biological process: regulation of sodium ion transmembrane transporter activity. The transcript is spliced from 9 exons. The coding region runs from base 505 to 888 and encodes 127 amino acids. NCBI's taxonomy places the organism in Eukaryota, Metazoa, Chordata, Actinopteri, Salmoniformes, Salmonidae. The record is from RefSeq and is a predicted model, not a curated record. Gene Ontology annotation, cellular component: membrane.